CACGGAGCUGUUCGAAAGUCCUGCCCAGGGCAGCUCGCUCGUACGGAUCGCUCGCGCUGAAGGGUGGCCAGAGAGCCUGGCGUGUUCCGCGGGGUAAAGCACCAAACUAGAACUAAGGCAGUUUGAGCUCAUACCUCUGGGAAUGACCGCUUUAAAAAACUUUUCCUAUCUUUCUUACACUUGGCAACAUUAAAAUUUGGGGUUUGUCUCAGAGUAAUUUCGUACCAGUUUUUGGUGAUAGAGUUAUCAGAUUACUUGCAGCCUUUCCAGUUACUUAGCUCAGUCCUGGGUGUGCUUGAAAGCUGAGGACUAAGACUGUGUGUUUAGUUUCCUAUUAUCUUAAAUGUGUGAGUAGAAAUUCUUAGAAUUGAUAUUUGAUUAUAUACAGCACUAGUAGCCUCUAUUUUCUGAGAAUCAUUGCUUUUUUUUUUUUUUUUUGUGACAGGACACAAGAGGUACUUACAACAUUUCCUCUAUUGGUGUUUUAUCUUGGUUUUGAUGUUGCUUUGAAUUGAGAAUUGUUAUUCAGAUAUCUGUAAUGGCAGAUGUGCUGGAUUCUCUUAAUACUGAUUUUCUUCUGGUAACUAUAUACAUAGUUAACAGAUAUAUUCAUGUUGCUUUCUUGUGUUGUGACUAUAUCUGCAUCUACAUUGUUGGGUCGCUCUUGGAUUGUAAAUUGAGGGGAGAUAUUGUGGAGAAUUUUUUUACACAUUUUCAACACCCAUUUGUCCAUGUCUUGUGGGUGUUACCAUAAUAAUGCUACAGUAAUAAGGUGUUAACAGUGGCUGGUUUGGAUCUGUUCUGAGAAGGGCUGAACAACACAGUAAUAACCCAUGAGCAGUUAUUUUGCCUAAGAAAACGAUGCCUGUAUGGAGACAGCAGCAGUGUCUUUCCCCUAGUGAUCACUAUACUGAGACUCCCUACAGGGAAAUUCAUUAUAUGACGUUUAGUCUGCUUAGACAACCAUUACUUAUUUUUUUAUGAUUAUUUUGUCCCUGAGGCUGGACACUGUCUUGUGUAAAACAUCUUAAGAAAAAAAAAGGUAAUUUCUAUUUGAUUUAUUAUGGAUAAAUUAGGCUUAAUGAAAUGCAGUCAGAAAUCACCCUUUUCUAAGAUAGUGUAUUUUUUAAGCUAGAUAGAUAAGAUCAUGAAACCAACAAUUUUUCACACAAGGUUUUCCUUUCUGUUUAUUUUCUUUAGCAAUACAACUCCCUAGAAAAUUCCUGCUCCUCAUAGCGAAUGCAAUUUAGUCACACAGUUGGCAGCAUUUCCUGGUUUGAGAGACAUGAGUCUUGCAUCUUUCUCAAGCUGUUUAUUCAUUCCUUGAGCAGGGCUCAGACCCAUGAAGCCUUCUCUCACAGGAUAGCACUUCCAGACAAAUUUAGUGGGGUCUGAGCAUCCUCCCAUCCACCAUGUGUUGGAAAAGCAACUUUUUAACCCGUUGAAGUAGCAAAAACUGUCAUUUUCCAUAUAUUUUACCUUUUCAUAACUGUGUAUUUACAGUUCAUUUUUUAUUUAGAGCUCACAAUAAGUAUUAAAUAGGGGGCAAGUUAUAACAGUCAGUGUAGCAUAUUGCAAUUGUAAUGUUUUGUAGCUCUGUAGCAUCUUUAAGGAACUUUUUUUUUAGCUCCACAGUAGCUGUAGUAGGUGAAUGUUAUUAUUCCUUGUUUAUCUGUAUGCAAACAGAUUUGUGAAUAGCUUUCCAGUAAAUAAAACAAGUCCCAAAUACCAGGGGGAAUUUCUACAGCACCAGUGGAGGAUAGAACUUCUCCCAUUGCAAGUAGCGAUCACUGUUACUCACACCUGCAGUAGCAGUAGGCCCUAAGGACUCAUAAAAGGUUACAACAGAAUAAAUGUACAGGCAGCCCCUCUGAAUCAAAACCGUUUGUUUUGCUAACAGAGUAACUCUUUAUGAACAGUUAUUCUGCAAGGACACCUCUGUGUGAGAGGGAAGUUGUUGGAAUACUUGGUAUAAUGGGUAUGAAAUUUCUUAGAUUCUUUUCUCCCCUAUUAAAAGCUGUAGCAAACCAGCACGUGAAGGCAGCAGAUGUGUGGCAUGAUUGUUAAAACUCUGUGUAGAUCCUCUCAUGAACAGGUAAAGUGAUCUGCUCUGAGUAGCUUGAUCUUCCUUUGCUGAGGAGGAAGAGUUUUCAUACUUAAACCACGGUCGCAUUCUCACUACAUAAUUUACAGAGGCAAUUUAAGGUACUCUGACCUGGCUGUUGGAGGUCGUUAAACUUACACCUCUCCUAAUAAAUCAGAGCAGUCACCUGCUGUAGCAGCCAGGGCUUGCAACACUUCAGAGCAGAGAAACUUGCACCAAAGGCUGUCUGGAGCUGCCAGUCUGGUGUGUCCCACUCCCUUGAGCUGUGGCUGUGGAAACAAACUCCUGCAGCUGUGGUCAGGUGAGGCCAUUGCAGCUGACAGCCAUCUUGCUAUCAAAUACUAAAUUGGGGGGUGUGAGUAACUGUGUUUUCUGCUCUGGGAUUUAAGCUUCUAGAACAGAUGAGCAGUUGCUAUUUAACUAUUGUCUCUAGUAUAAUGGGCAGUGAAAUGGCAAGACUAUUCUAUAUAUACUGUCCUCCUUACUAAACUUUAUCUGCAACUGAUUGCAAGAUGUAUGUUAUGUAUUCCUAAUAGCUUAAAACCACUUGGUUUGGCAAACAGUUUUUAAAAACUGAAACACAGUGAAAUGUGGUGGUGCUGGUAGUAUUUAAGGUCAGUUCUUGUUGUGCACAUUGAAAAGUAUUGAUUUGUUGCUGCAACAUGCUGGGAGUAAGUUUGCUUAACGCCCAACUGGCAAAUACAACUAAUCUUUGGUAAAUAUGAACAGAUAGAAGAAGUGCAGAAGAGUAAACUGGAAGAUCAUCUGAACUUUGACAUGUACAAACAAAUAGGAGUGAAGAAGACUUUGUGCGUUAUACUGCCUUUAAAUUUUACCCAAUUAGUAUAGCAAGAUAAUUAUGCAUUGAAAUAUAGUUACCACUAACUAUGAUAUGCUUGAGAAGAGCUAGCUGGUGUAGUGUAAGCCUCAACAGUUAAAUCUGAAUUGUCUUUUUUAAAAUGUGUACUUUAAUUCUAUUUACUAAAAAAAAAAUACUCUUCAGAGUAUGGCAAGAAGAAUUUGAGAAACUGUUUCUUUUCAGUCCAUAUACUCAGAGGAUGCUGUUCCCGUGGUAAGCUGAGUCUUUCUUUUAAAGCAAUUAACUCCUUCAGCCAUACAGGUUUCCCUGCAUACUUUCUCUACAACAGAAUAAACCCAAGGCAUUCCUAAUACGCAAGAGAAACUGGAGGUGGCAGGGUGGAAAGCCAGGCCCAAAGGAAGAAACAGGAGUACGUCUAUGAACCUCAGGAACUCUACCUCUGGCCUACAGUGUAACCACAAGUACGCCUUACCUGGUUAAUGCUUUCCAUUAAGCUCUGCUGCUGUUUUUCUGCUGUUAUUCUGAUUCAAAAGAUAGAGACUUCCUGAUGUGUGUGUCAUCUGGGGUACAGUGGGACCAAGCAGCCAGGGACAUAAAAGCAGGGUGAAAAACGAAGAGAUGUGCUAUCAGCUUUUCACUGUAGGAGUCCCAUUAAGUGUACAGAAUCACAAGAUUAAAAGAUAUGGAGCCAAGUCCUGCUGUCAAUUAACUUCUGUAUAAUGACAUUAGAGGUAAUUUGGCCGUUUAUAUUUAAUCUGAUUUGCAUAGAUGGGCAGCUUGAAGUAGGUGGCUGUGAAUGGAAUGCUAUUUCAUGCAAAUCACUUGCCUAAAUAUUGGUCUGGUCUGAUUGAGAACAGCUGUUAUUUUUUGUGUUUCACUAGCACCAGAUCAGAAAUAUUAACCAUGCUUCAUUAUACAUAUAGCCACUAAAGCCAGCGAUGGAGCUCAUUCACAGUUGAGGACAGGAUUGCACGUUCUUCACUCGGAAGGAAAUCCUUCGGGGCAGCCAGGUACUGCUGGGCACUUAUUUAUGCACUGCAAGAUACUCACAGGGGUGAGAUGGAAGAAGUGCACGUCCAGUCCUUUUUUAGGCUCAACUGAAUUUCUUGUGCAGCUGCUGAGUUCAGUGAGAUGAUCCAGCAAGGAGCAACCUUACGAAAAGGAAAAAAGAAAGCCCUGUCUGGCUCACCAUCCAUUUGCAUGACUGUUAAUGACCGUUAGUGAGGAAGAGGUUGCACGGCCGAUACCAUGAAAUGGCACCAAACGUUGUGCCCAUGGACUAUACAAAGGACCCAGAUGUUAAACUACCUAUGCAGCUUAUAAUAAACAUGCCUGAGCUAAAGGAGAAUCCCUUCAAAGAAAGGAUUGUGGAGUCUUUCUCAGAAGAUGGAGAGGGGAGCCUGAGCUUCAAUGAUUUUGUGGAUAUGUUCUCCGUGCUCAGUGAAAUGGCUCCCCGAGAGCUUAAAGCAAUCUAUGCCUUUAAGAUCUAUGAUUUUAACACAGAUAACUUCAUUUGUAAAGCAGACUUGGAAAAAACCCUCAAUAAGCUGACCCGGGAAGAGCUGACAGCAGAGGAAAUCACUCUGGUUUGCGAGAAAGUGAUAGAAGAAGCUGACAUGGAUGGUGAUGGGAAAUUAGGAUUUGCAGAUUUUGAAAACAUGAUUUCCAAGGCACCGGACUUUCUCAGUACUUUCCACAUAAGAAUCUGAAGAUGUUUCUGCCCGUCCAGCCUUUCUGAAUCUCAGGCACUCCAGGGCCUUUGGUCCUCUAAUGAGGGCUUCUUAGAACUUAGCAGAAAGUACUGAAAUAAUUCUGGUCCGCAAAGAGACAGAAGCAUCAUGUGAUCUAAUGGAUAUUUGGAACAGUCACAUUUUUAUCUUCACUGCUGGCCAAGCACUCUGGCAAAGAUGGUUGGUUGUUGGAUUGUGGUUUUUCUUGCCCCCCCCCCCCCCCCCCUUUUUUUUACAGUCAGAAUCAGAAUAUUAUUAAAGGUAUUUCCACGUAGUUUUUAUAUUUAUGAAUAUUUAAUACUGCUCUUAAAAGUGCAAAAAAAACCAAAAAAAGAUUGAGAGAAAGAUUAGCUUUGGUGUGUUUUCCAAGAGUAUUUGAAAGAAAGCAUGGGCCUUAAAUAAUGAGAUGCCUCUAUCACUGUGUCAUACAGCUGGGGAUCUUGCAUGGAAAAUAUCUGAGGUGAAAGAACUGCAGUCAAGAUCAAGCUCCUGGUGUUGAAGACAACCACAGCCCAGGUUUGCCUUUCAGCCACCGAAAUGGCAACUGCUGGGUUUGGUGCUUACCUUCAACCAAUAUUUUAUGGAUUGUUGUGUCCUUAUAAAACUUGAAAUAUUUGCCUUUUGUAUAUGAUAACUGCAUAUGUGAUUCAUUUCUUCCCAAGAUAAAUGUUUAAAUUGUGUCCUUAUUCUCCAAGGGGCUCCUGCAUUUUACCAUUCUAUGGGCUGAUAAUGUUGAAUGGAGGAACACAGUCAUCUGUAACUCAUGAAGAAGUUGAAGAAGCACAGAACUACUAUUAAGGACAUGAAAAGACAUUUUCUUUCUAAACAAGCUAUGCAAUCUCUCCCAUAAAAUGCAUGAAUGCAGUUCUAUGUUUCUCUUUUCCCUCCAGCUGGAAAUCAGCUAGAUCAUUUUGUUUGUUUUUUUUUUACUUCCAGUAUUGUUUAGGUACUGGGGCCUGAAGACAAUCAUAUGUGUAUUAAUUACUGUUCUAACAGUCAACAGAAGGGCUCUGUCACUUACAUGGCUUCUGUAUCAAAGUCAUCACAAUUAAAACUUUUGAAGCAUUC
This is a messenger RNA of Corvus hawaiiensis (hawaiian crow), 5722 nucleotides long. RefSeq names its product calcium and integrin binding family member 2 (gene CIB2). Gene Ontology annotation, molecular function: calcium ion binding. The coding region runs from base 4178 to 4633 and encodes 151 amino acids. NCBI's taxonomy places the organism in Eukaryota, Metazoa, Chordata, Aves, Passeriformes, Corvidae. The transcript is spliced from 7 exons. The record is from RefSeq and is a predicted model, not a curated record.